Molecule: messenger RNA, 1847 nt
Organism: Oncorhynchus keta (chum salmon)
Lineage: Eukaryota; Metazoa; Chordata; Actinopteri; Salmoniformes; Salmonidae
Product: actin, aortic smooth muscle
Exons: 9
Coding region: 215-1348 (377 amino acids)
Source: RefSeq, a predicted model, not a curated record
AAGGCUCUGGCUGAGUGAGGCAGACAGAGAGAGUGCAGCCCCGGCUCCAUGUUUGGGAAGUGGGAGGGGGAAGUGGAGGAUAGGGUCUGGGAGCUACAUAAACUCUCCCCAGGCCAGUGAGGGGGCACACCAUCCUUGAGAGGCAUACCCCGGCCAAGCACUGUCAGGUGAUUGUCUCCAGUCGGAGUAAGGAAGGUAAAGCAAAGAAUUGACAAUGUGUGACGACGAAGAGAGCACCGCCCUUGUGUGUGACAAUGGGUCCGGUCUGUGCAAGGCAGGCUUCGCCGGGGACGACGCCCCCAGAGCAGUUUUCCCCUCCAUCGUAGGCCGUCCCAGACAUCAGGGUGUGAUGGUCGGCAUGGGACAGAAAGACAGUUACGUGGGUGACGAGGCACAGAGCAAAAGAGGUAUCCUAACCCUGAAGUACCCCAUCGAGCACGGCAUCAUCACAAACUGGGAUGACAUGGAAAAAAUUUGGCAUCACUCUUUCUACAAUGAGCUCCGUGUGGCCCCAGAGGAGCACCCCACCCUGCUGACAGAGGCCCCCCUUAACCCCAAAGCCAACAGGGAGAAGAUGACCCAGAUUAUGUUUGAGACCUUCAACGUUCCAGCCAUGUACGUAGCUAUCCAGGCUGUUCUGUCCCUUUACGCUUCUGGUCGCACAACAGGUAUUGUCCUUGACUCUGGUGAUGGUGUCACCCACAACGUCCCCAUCUAUGAGGGUUAUGCCCUGCCCCACGCCAUCAUGCGUCUGGACCUGGCUGGCCGCGAUCUCACUGACUACCUCAUGAAGAUCCUGACCGAGAGGGGCUACUCAUUCGUCACCACCGCCGAGAGAGAAAUUGUCCGCGAUAUCAAGGAGAAGUUGUGCUACGUGGCCCUGGACUUUGAGAAUGAGAUGGCCACCGCUGCCUCCUCCUCCUCUCUGGAGAAGAGCUAUGAGCUGCCCGACGGUCAGGUCAUCACCAUCGGCAAUGAGAGAUUCCGCUGCCCCGAGACCCUCUUCCAGCCCUCCUUCAUCGGCAUGGAGUCCGCUGGUAUCCAUGAAACCACUUACAACAGCAUCAUGAAGUGUGACAUUGACAUCCGUAAGGACCUGUACGCCAACAACGUCCUGUCAGGAGGUACUACCAUGUACCCUGGCAUCGCAGACAGAAUGCAGAAGGAGAUCACUGCCCUGGCCCCCAGCACCAUGAAGAUCAAGAUCAUCGCCCCACCAGAGAGGAAGUACUCCGUCUGGAUCGGUGGCUCCAUCCUGGCCUCCCUCUCCACCUUCCAGCAGAUGUGGAUCAGCAAGCAGGAGUACGACGAGGCCGGCCCUUCCAUUGUGCAUCGCAAGUGCUUCUAAACAAGGCCCAGACCCACCCACCCACCCCAGCCCACUCCCUCCCUCCAGCCCCAAUUUCUGCUCUCGUUCUUUUGCCUGUAAACUGUGAAUGUGUCCCCUAUUUACCCUCCUGUGUUUCUAUCUUUGCACUGCCCACCCCUGAAUGAAUGUUAUGUUAUGUUAUUGGUUGGUUAUGUUUUUUUUGUUGAAUGAAUAAAGCUUGAAUGUGCAGCUGAUAUAAAACUUUGGGGGCCAUUGGGGCCAUUCCCGGGAGAGUGUAUAUAGAUUCCAGCAGUGGCGAUAGAAUGAAGUAGAAGAGGCUGAAUCUGUUCCACAGCGCUAUAGCAUUCUCCCUCUUUUGUUCACUUUGUUCAGUACUUCAUCCCUGGAUGUGGUCUCUCGCAUGGCUCAGAUCACUGCUGAAAGCUUCAACCAUCUGACUGUUUGUAAAGAUCCAUGUGAACAUGAACGAACACCCAAGGAAGGAAUAAAGCUCUCAUACAAGGGCCUCUGGCUCAUA